AUGUCUGUAGUAGGCUUUGAUUUCGGUAAUGUAAACAGUUUCAUCGCUGUGGCACGUCAAGGUGGUAUCGAAACGAUCGCAAAUGAUUACUCUUUACGAGCUACUCCAUCCUGUGUAGCAUUUACAACCCGAGGUCGUUCGAUGGGUGUUGCUGCACGGCAGCAGUUGAAUACCAACAUUAAAAACACCAUUAUCAAUUUUAAACAUCUGCUGGGACGAAAAUUUAGCGACCAAGUCACCCAAAAAUACCGGAAAUUCAUACCAUGUGAAAUGAUUCAGUUACCAAAUGAUGACAUUGGAUUGAAGGUCCAAUAUUUUAAUGAAGAACGAGUUUUUACCCCAGAACAGGUGGUGGCAACAUUUUUGGUUAAAUUAAAGGAUAUUACGGAAAAUAGUUCGCACGGAAUGAGGAAUGUCACCGAUUGUGUGGUGUCGGUUCCAUUUUACUUUGCUGAUGCUCAACGACGUGCUUUGCUGACAGCCGUCCGAAUUGCAGGCUUAAAUUGCUUACAAAUUCUCAACGAAACCACAGCUGUUGCUCUUGCAUAUGGUAUUUACAAACAAGAUUUGCCAGCUGAGAACGAAGCGCCUAGAAUUGUUGCAUUCAUCGACGUUGGACAUUCCGCUGCACAAGCUGUCCUUGUUGCAUAUAAUAAAGGCAAACUCACUGUACUUGGCGCAACAUAUGAUCUCGAAGUUGGUGGCCUCGCUUUUGAUGAUGUAAUACGGGAAUACUUCAGCAAAUUAUUCUAUGAUACUUAUAAGAUCGAUGUUACUAGUAAUAAACGGGCAUGGUUCCGACUUCUGGACGAAUGCGAAAAAAUUAAAAAGCAAAUGUCAACGAAUAGUACAUCUAUACCACUGAAUAUUGAAUGUUUCAUGAAUGAUAUGGAUGUCACUGGAAAGAUGCAGCGUUCGCAGUUUGAAGAGCUCGCACAACCACUUCUAGAUCGUGUGCGCGUUUUGCUGGCAAAUUUACUAAGUGAAUGUGGAAAGAAAGCAGAAGAAGUGGAGUCAGUCGAAUUAGUCGGCGGUACAUCUCGUAUUCCGGCAAUCAAAAAGAUUACUUCUGAAGUGUUUGGGAAGGAACCGAAAACUACGAUGAAUCAGGAUGAAGCUGUAGCUCGAGGUGCUGCGAUGAAAUGUGCUAUUCUUUCACCAGCAUUUAAAGUUCGAGACUUUUCGGUGAAAGACAGUCAACCAUACAGAAUCAAACUUUCGUGGGCACGAAUUGGACAAAGUGAAGGAGGCGAGAAUGAUGUAUUUAUUGAGCAUGAUGAAUUUCCUUAUUCCAAAAUGCUUACACUCUAUCGACAGGAACCAUUUCAAGUUGAUGCCAGUUAUUCAUAUCCCAAUCAAGUUCCACAUCCAGCACGACAUAUAGGCUCAUGGGUUAUCAAAAAUGUUGCACCUGGACCAAAUAAUGAAGCAAAAAAAGUGAAAGUGAAAGUUCGAAUCAAUCCUAAUGGUAUAUUUUCGGUUUGCUCUGCGAAUACUUUCGAAACCGUCGAAACAAGUCCAUCUGAUACUCAGAUUCAAAAAGCACCUGAAGCAAUGGAAACUGAUGACGCUAAAGGCAAUCAGGAAAAAGAAGAAAAUACAAAUGCAUCAUCUAAUGAUGUUGUCCUUCCUGCUGAAGAAGAAGAGAAAUUACCAAAUAGCAGUGCACCGAAAAUUAAAACAGUUACAGUGGAUUUACCGGUUGAAGAACACGUCCCCUGUAUUGUAGCUAACGAACCGCAAGUAAUACAAUUCGAGAAAGAAAUGCAAGGAAAAGAUCGUGUGGAAAAAGAAAAAGCAGAUGCGAAAAAUGCUGUUGAAGAAUACGUGUAUUAUAUGCGAGACAAAUUAUCAGAUGUAUUCGCAGAAUUUAUCUCUGAUGAGGAUGCCGAAAACUUGCGAGCAUUAUUAACCAAAACAGAGGACUGGCUCUAUGAUGAAGGUGAAGAUGUUGAAAAGAAGAUAUACGACGCUAGGAUGUGUGAGCUGAAGAAAAUGGGUGAUCCUGUUCAGGAACGGCAUCGUGAAUAUGAAAAUCGAAAGAAUGCUUUCGAUGAGUUCGAUCGAGCUAUUAUCAGAGCGCGUAAAGCUUACGAUGAAUAUACAAAAGGAAGUGAGAAAUAUGCGCAUCUUGGAUCAAGUGAUAUGGAGAAGGUAAUAUCUGCGGUGGAAGAGAAAAAGAAGUGGUUGGAUGAUCAAAGAAAUCGCCAGGAAAUGCGCAAGAAAACUGAACCUCCAAUCAUUUUCGUUUACCAAAUACAGGAUGAGCAGCAGAAAUUUGAAAGUAUUAUUUUACCAAUACUGAACAAACCAAAACCAUCACCACCAAAAGCGGAACCUGCGAAGGAACCAGAAAAAGGAAGUGAUGGUCAAAAGGGCGAAAAUCCUGCUUCCGAUCAUGCACCGAAAACUGAUGCUAACAAUGUAAAUGAGCUUGGAAUGGAGGUCGAUUGA
Molecule: messenger RNA, 2454 nt
Organism: Brugia malayi
Lineage: Eukaryota; Metazoa; Nematoda; Chromadorea; Rhabditida; Onchocercidae
Gene: Bma-hsp-110
Product: putative 86.9 kDa protein C30C11.4 in chromosome III, putative
Exons: 17
Coding region: 1-2454 (817 amino acids)
Biological process (GO): protein folding
Cellular component (GO): cytosol; nucleus
Molecular function (GO): ATP binding; ATP-dependent protein folding chaperone
Source: RefSeq, a predicted model, not a curated record